UGAAACCCAGAGUGGGAUUAUCCAGUGGAGGAAAAGGACACAGACUUUUCCCCAAGCUGCUGCAGGGAUUCAUUUGCUGCACCUGUGUAUGGUUUUGGAUGUAAAGAAAAUGCUUUGAAACCAAUAUUGUAGUGGUGUGAAAAGAUGUGCUUGGAUCAAAAUUGAAGAGAAAACCGAAAGAGAGCUGUGCCAGAUCAGGAUGCCAGAGCAGAUGCAUUCCCAUUAAAGGAAUGUUGUGUCCUGGUGGGGUCGAUAGGAGCUGAGAAGCAGGCUGUCGUCUCCCUCUUCACGGCGAAUCUUUCCCCAACAAAGGUGGUCAGGGGUGGAAGACAGGAGGGGGGCAUCCAGAACAGAGGUUCUCCCUGUCUUCAGGCACCUGCUGCCGACACCGAGGACACUGAAUGACUGUCAGUGGAUGAGUGUGUGUAUGUGCAUCUAAAUCAAUGAAAGACGGCCAGACGGAGAGAGAAAUUCGGACUGGCCGAUGCUUCUCUGUUACUGUGGGAGACUGAGAGUUUCUCCUCUCAAAUCGUUUCAUCUAUUGAGGGGGAAGAAGGCAGGCAGGUCCAGAGGAACCAUUUGAGGGGAUAAUUUUUCAUGCUCCUGCUCUCCCCUGAGGGAUGGGCACCACUGAGGCAACUCUACGGAUGGAGAACAUGGAAGUAAAAGAUGAGUGGCAGGAUGAAGACUUCCCCAGACCUCUUCCAGAGUACGGUGACAUGGAUCCAAAUCGUGGUCUCACAGACAACAGAGCGUCUCCUCCUAACUCGCUGCACAUGAGUCCACCUGGAGGAGGAGGUGUCUCCUCACCUCACCGUAAACGGCGCACACUGGUUGCCCCGGAGAUGAACCUGUCAUUGGAUCAGAGCGAAGGUUCUCUGCUGUCAGAUGACUUCUUGGACACACCGGAUGACCUGGACAUCAACGUGGAUGACAUAGAUACACCGGAUGAAACUGACUCACUGGAGUUUAUCACUAAUGGGAAUGACCUGGAGUGGGAAGAUGACACACCGGUGGCCUCAGCCAAAGCAGGUCCUCGUGAUGGCACAGAAGAGGCGGGUGAGGAUGCAAAUGCCAACAAUGGGCGUCUGUGGAGGACGGUGCUCAUCGGGGAACAGGAGCAUCGUAUCGACAUGCAGAUCAUCAAACCGUACCUCCGAGUCAUCACGCACGGAGGUUACUAUGGAGAAGGCCUGAAUGCCAUCAUCGUGUUCUCUGCUUGCUACCUGCCUGACAGCAGCUGUCCAGACUACCACUACAUCAUGGAAAACCUCUUCCUGUACGUGGUCAGCAGCCUGGAGAUGCUUGUGGCUGAAGAUUACCUCAUCAUCUACAUGAACGGUGCCACUCCUCGUAGUAAGAUGCCAGGAAUCAGCUGGCUGAAGAAAUGUUACCAAAUGAUUGACAGAAGAUUGAGGAAGAACCUCAAGUCUCUGGUCAUCGCUCAUCCCACUUGGUUCAUACGAACGGUUCUGGCUAUAUCCAGACCUUUCAUCAGCGUGAAGUUCAUGAAUAAGAUCCAGUAUGUCCACAGUCUGGAUGAACUUGCGCAGAUUGUCCCCAUGGAGCACGUCCAUGUUCCUGACUCUGUGGUGCAAUUUGAUGAAGAGAGGCUUAAAGCUCGGAGGGAAAGGAUGGAGCAGGAGCAACGACAGCAGGGGCAGCAGUCAGUCCCACAGCAACCAAUUAAAAAGUCUGAAAGGCCAAAAUAUAUGAUUGUUGGAUUGUGAGAAGGACAGAACUGUGAAGGUGAAACAAACCUCUGUUGUGUUUCAGCCAGAGGAUGACUCUCUGUGCGGUUUAAUGCCUCGAUCACAUUACCUUCCAUGGAGCUGAUAUGUAGUUUAUGUUGAGGUGAUGGAUCACCCUGCAGGCUCCUUGCAGCAUAAUGGUGGAUUGAUUUUCUCAUGCUGUAAAUUCAGUUCAGGAGCUUGUUUCUGAUUUGAUGAUGAUGCACAAACCACCCAGAGCAACUGUGUACAAUUCAAAAUGCAAAGUGGUUCUUUUGCACAAAAAAAUUAAAUAAAAAUAUGGAUUAUAUGGAUAUGUUUAAGAAUGAGCACCAUCAGAAAAAAACGCUAUGCACACAGAUUUGUGUGGAUAAGCUGUCUCAGAUGUAGCUACUGUGUGCCAGAUGCCUUCAUCUCUGUUAUUUUACUUGAUGACUUCUGCAUCACUAGGCCUUUUAAACUGUACUAACAUGCAUUAAUGAGCUGCUUGUGUGUUCUUUCUGGUUUCAUUUGCUUGUGUUUUUUAUUCCACUGGUUCUUUAUUGAGCGCCUCAGCCCUGCUGAAAGCUGAUCCAGAUGAACAACAUAACAAAAACCAAUAUUAUCAAUGGCUUUCAUUGUUAGUUCAUACCAUGAGUAGACUGAAUCCAACAUUAAAUGCACAACUACUCUGCAAAUCACAUGUAUUAUACAAUGUAUAUUUAACAAUUAACCACCAAAGCUUCUACAUGGGAAAAAGUGGAACAAAGAAUUAUUAUAAUUAAAUAAGGACUGCUUUAUGAUCAUUUACAGCUUUCUGUCUAGGUCUACUUUAAAGAAGAAAAGUAUCCAGAAACAGGCUUUAUGCCAGACAACAACCUGAUCACAUUUCAGAUGAAUACAUGUAUGCACCUUGACUCUUAACCAUUUAUUCAGGACAUUUUAUUGAUUAAACACACUUUAUGGUCAUUUGAUCAGCAUAAAGACCCCUUCAUAAAUCACUAUUAUGUGUUCAACAUAAUGUAGCGAAAGGACAAAAAACUAAUAAUUAUUGCAUUAUACUUGUGUCCUGCUGAUAAUUAAUUUGCACCACAGGAUGUAGUACAUGAUAUUUUAGCAUGACUUGUUUCUGUUGGGAUCUGGAAAAAGUCAGGAAUGCAGCUUCAUUUCUGCGUCUGAAGUGCCGUCUGUUCUCUCAGUUUGUCUCAUUGCCUUUCUGUGGGAAGAAAGUUGUUCAAGUGUGUUCAUAGUGAUGUAAUCAAGUUUAGGCGAGAUCUGACAUUAGUGCACUUUGCUAAACUUUGAUGGAGCAACAUCAACUUUUGGUGUGUUUGGCUGGGUGCGUGUUGUUGAACCAAAGUAAAUUCUAAGUAGUGAACAAAUUAAAAGCUUCUUUUUUAUGUUUGUUUGACCUUUUUUUAAAUCCUUAAUCCAUAAGGAAACUAAUAGUUUUGACUGUAAAAGCACAACACGACAUUCAUGACAUCUGUCUGCUGUAAAAUGUUUGCUCAGAUUCAAAUGAUUACAUAUGCAUGAUCAUUACUCAUGGCCGCCAUGCUGUAAUAAAGUCCCUCUCCAGAAACUCUUCAA
Messenger RNA from Nothobranchius furzeri (turquoise killifish), 3299 nucleotides. It is a transcript of the gene atcaya, whose product is annotated as ATCAY kinesin light chain interacting caytaxin a. NCBI's taxonomy places the organism in Eukaryota, Metazoa, Chordata, Actinopteri, Cyprinodontiformes, Nothobranchiidae. Gene Ontology annotation, cellular component: cytoplasm. The record is from RefSeq and is a predicted model, not a curated record. Gene Ontology annotation, biological process: apoptotic process.